Messenger RNA from Penicillium cinerascens, 654 nucleotides. Its product is annotated as glutathione S-transferase family protein. The transcript has a single exon. NCBI's taxonomy places the organism in Eukaryota, Fungi, Ascomycota, Eurotiomycetes, Eurotiales, Aspergillaceae. Bases 1 to 654 code for a protein of 217 amino acids. The record is from RefSeq and is a predicted model, not a curated record.
AUGUCUCUCAAGCCCAUCACUCUGUACGGCCACGCAACCGGCCCCAACCCGUGGAAGGUCGUCAUGGUCCUCGAGGAGCUCAACAUCCCGUACGAAAACAAGAUCGUCGAUUUCCCCGACAUGAAGAAAGAGCCCUUCGAGUCUAUCAACCCGAACGGCCGUGUCCCCGCCAUCGAAGACCCCAACACCGGCAUCACCUUGUGGGAAUCGGGCGCUAUCGUGGAGUACCUGGUGGAGACCUACGACAAGAAGCACACGAUCAGCUUUGAAAACGGGUCAAAGGACUAUUUCCUGGCCAAGCAAUGGCUACAUUACCAGGUGUCCGGCCAGGGCCCUUACUUCGGCCAGGCUGUGUGGUUCACCCGUUUCCACCCAGAACAGCUCGAGAGCGCCAAGGAGCGCUACUACAAGGAAAUCCGCCGUGUCUCUGGGGUCCUUGACAAGUUCCUGGCUGAUAAGGAGUACCUCGUUGCUGGCAAGUUCAGCUACGUUGACCUUGCUUUCGUCCCGUGGUUCCACUUGGUCGGGUAUGUUGGCAUUGAAUUGUCCGAGGAUUUUCCCCACCUUGAUGCUUGGUUGAACCGCCAGAAGGCCCGCCCGGCUAUUUCAAAGACGCUGAAGCUGCGCGAUGAGGCUAUGGCUGCUGCUCAUUAA